ACCGCGCGUCCCGGGUGGCCUCUCCACGCUGAAAGCUGGCCUGAGGCGCCCGGCUCGGGCAGGGCUGGCUGCGGCAGGAGGAGUGGGAGCCGAACUGCCCGAACCCCGCUCUCGAGCCGCGCUCCCCUUCCACGGGCAUGCAGGCAACGGCUCCCGGAGACCGAUCACUGCGGAGUAGCCCGCCAAGCGCUCUGCCGAGGCCGGAGGACGGCGGGCGAUCCUGCGGCGACGGCUCAGCGAUCGGCGAGGGAGGCUACAACUUCAGGCGCGUGGCGAUCCGGAGGAAGUCGAACCCCGCCUAUCUGCUGCCCGGGACCCCUCGGCCAUGGAGCAGACCCUCACCACACCUGGGACGCCCCGUGACGGCUAUCUUCCCGGCCUUGGCGCCCGGAGACGCCACUGGUACCAGCACCUAUCCAAAGAUCGCCAUAGCCCUGCCUGGUUUGACAAGCAGCACUGCCACUCUGGUUGAUGGCCGCCUACGUGAUGACGAGGUCUGGGGGAUAAAUGGGAGGACACCAGCGAAGCGCACGGCCCCAAGUCCAAAGCCACAAGUGCCUCCAAAGCCGUUACACCUGCAGAGGUUUCCUUCGCCUAAUAGACCCCAAAUCCCCAGGCAGAAGGCUUUAUCUAGUGCACAGCCGAGGAUGGACGACGUGAAACCUGCCUCAGCUUCGUGCGUCUCGAAAGAAAAGCCCAGCAAGGUGUCCGACCUCAUCAGUCGCUUUGAAGGAGGCAGCGCCUUAUCAAAUUGUACUGAUGUGAAGAAAGAUGCUGCUGUGACCCCGAAUGCUCCCCGAACCCCAGCACGACACGGGCUGACGGCCUCCCCUCCACAACAGCAGCUCUCCCGGCUCCCACUCCACCCACAGGGCAGCGGUGCGGCUUACACUCAGGCUGCCCAGACCUGUGUGCCUAAUGGCGUGAUGGCAGUGCAGAGCCAGAUGGAGGGCGAGGAGGACAAGGCAGUCCCCCUCAGCCCCGACGCACCUGCCCAGCCUUCCCAGCCCUCGCUUGACACGCACAUGGUGAACGGAGAGGGAGCCUGUGCAGCCCUGGGCCCCGCGUCACCUGCACCCGACGACUGUGACGGGAAUGCUUCGGAAGGCAAUGGCGGGACUCCGGGCAACGGCCCCCAGCUCCCCGUGGCCGGAGGGGCGGAGCUGGAAGCCAAGGCACAGGAGAGGGAAAACGAAGACAGCCCUGUUGAGCCGGAGCAGCUGGAGCAGCCCCCCGAGCUGAAGGAGACAAAUGAAGAGAAACUGCACAAAAUAGCCAACGAGCUGUUGCUCACAGAGAGAGCUUACGUCAGCCGGCUUGAACUCUUAGAUCAGGUGUUCUACUGCAAGCUCUUAGAAGAAGCAAACCAAGGCUCAUUUCCAGCAGAGAUGGUGAAUAAAAUCUUUUCCAAUAUUUCAUCAAUAAAUGCCUUCCAUAGUAAAUUCCUAUUACCAGAGCUGGAGAAACGAAUGCAAGAAUGGGAAACGACCCCCCGCAUUGGGGACAUCCUUCAGAAGCUGGCGCCGUUCCUCAAGAUGUACGGAGAAUAUGUGAAGGGAUUUGACAACGCAAUGGAAUUGGUUAAAAACAUGACAGAACGCACUCCUCAGUUCAAAGCAGUGAUUGAAGAGAUCCAGAAGCAGAAGGUCUGCGGGAACCUGACGCUGCAGCAUCACAUGCUGGAACCCGUGCAGCGGAUCCCCCGCUACGAGCUGCUCCUGAAGGACUACCUCAGGAAGCUGCCCCCAGACUCGCCCGACUGGAACGAUGCGAAAAAAUCACUUGAAAUUAUAUCGACAGCAGCAAGCCAUUCUAAUAGUGCAAUAAGAAAAAUGGAAAACCUAAAGAAACUCUUAGAGAUUUAUGAAAUGUUGGGAGAAGAAGAAGAUAUUGUAAAUCCUUCAAAUGAACUCAUAAAAGAAGGACAGAUCCUCAAGUUAGCUGCUCGGAACACAUCAGCACAAGAACGCUACCUUUUCUUGUUCAACAACAUGCUGCUCUACUGCGUGCCCAGAUUCAGCCUGGUAGGCUCCAAAUUCACAGUCCGAACCAGGGUCGGCAUUGACGGGAUGAAAAUCGUGGAGACGCACAACGAAGAAUACCCACACACGUUCCAGGUGUCCGGGAAGGAGCGCACACUGGAACUUCAGGCCAGUUCUGAGCAAGACAAAGAAGAAUGGAUCAAGGCCCUGCAGGAGACUAUUGAUGCUUUUCAUCAAAGGAACGAAACCUUCAGAAAUGCAAUUGCAAAGGAUAAUGAUAUGCAAUCGGAGGUUUCUACUGCCGAGCUGGGGAAGAGAGCGCCCAGAUGGAUCCGAGAUAAUGAAGUAACCAUGUGUAUGAAAUGCAAAGAGUCAUUCAAUGCGCUGACGAGGCGGCGCCAUCACUGUCGAGCCUGCGGACACGUGGUUUGUUGGAAGUGCUCCGAUUACAAAGCUCAGCUUGAGUACGACGGUGGGAAACUGAGCAAAGUCUGUAAAGACUGCUACCUCAUAAUAAGCGGGUUCACAGACAGUGAGGAAAAGAAGAGGAAAGGAAUCCUAGAGAUUGAAUCUGCUGAAGUGUCAGGAAACAGCGUCGUGUGCAGCUUUCUUCAAUACAUGGAGAAGUCAAAACCCUGGCAGAAAGCCUGGUGUGUCAUCCCCAAGCAAGACCCUCUUGUGCUGUAUAUGUACGGCGCCCCUCAGGAUGUCCGAGCACAGACCACCAUCCCCCUGCUGGGCUACACUGUGGAUGACAUGCCGAGGAGCGCAGACCUGCCACACAGCUUCAAGCUGACCCAGUCCAAGUCUGUGCACAGUUUUGCUGCUGAUAGUGAGGAACUGAAACAGAAGUGGCUAAAAAUCAUCCUCUUAGCUGUCACAGGUGAGACUGCCGAUGGUCCCAGUGAGCACGUGGCCACCAUGGACGAUCAUCCUGAGCCUAAGAGAAAGUCUGAGUGCUGAACUCCAGACCAGCCCCGGCGUGCAGAGGCUGAAGACAUUCCCAGCUCUCCUUCCUCACCUCCUAGCACUUUAUGUUGAAAAUACAGGCUCCUCAAUGCACCUUCGGGCAACUAUUUUCCUAUAUUGAUGUAUUCUUGGUGAAGUUACAGUGUAGAGCCAUUGUCCUGAUAAAGUUUUGAAAUAAUGUGAAAA
Ochotona princeps (American pika) is the source of this 3137-nucleotide messenger RNA. RefSeq names its product FYVE, RhoGEF and PH domain containing 4 (gene FGD4). The coding region runs from base 138 to 2945 and encodes 935 amino acids. Gene Ontology annotation, molecular function: guanyl-nucleotide exchange factor activity; metal ion binding. The record is from RefSeq and is a predicted model, not a curated record. Lineage: Eukaryota; Metazoa; Chordata; Mammalia; Lagomorpha; Ochotonidae. Gene Ontology annotation, cellular component: cytoplasm. Gene Ontology annotation, biological process: cytoskeleton organization; filopodium assembly. The transcript is spliced from 17 exons.